AUGGCUCAAUUGGCAGGAGCUGAUGAAAUUGAGUCUAUGAGAACUGAGUUAGCAGAGAUUGGAAGAAGCAUUAGAUCCUCGUUUAGAAGACAUGUGUCAAGUUUCCAGAAUGGUUCAAGUAUGGCUCCAGAGCCUGACAGUGAUGCUGAUGAAAAUGAUGAUGAGUAUGAGUUGCAAUGGGCGGCUGUUCAAAGAUUACCAACUUUUGAAAGGAUUACUAAAGCUUUGUUUGAUGAACUACAAGAUGGUUCAGCAGAACAUGGGAAUGUCAAAGGGAAACGGGUGGUUGAUCUUAAAAGAAUUGGUGCAGAUGAACGGCAUUUGUUGAUUGAGAAGCUCAUCAAACAUGUUGAACAUGAUAACCUGCGAUUGUUGCAGAAACUAAGAAAGAGAAUUGACAAAGUUGGUGUAAAGUUGCCCACUGUGGAGGAGUUUAGGAAUCUUUCUGUUGAAGGAGUCUGUGAGGUAGUUCACGGCAAGCCUCUGCCCACACUUUGGAAUGCAACUAAGAGCAUGCUAUCUGGAAUGGCCAAUCUAUUAGGUUCAAAGCAAGAGACCAAAAUAAUCAUCAUAAAAGAUGUCAGUGAUGUUAUCAAGCCUGGAAGGAUGACCUUAUUGCUUGGCCCUCCUGGGUCUGGCAAAACCACAUUGCUGUUGGCACUCUCUGGAAAACUCAGCCAUUCUCUUAAGGUUGGAGGGGAAGUAUAUUACAACGGUCAUGGGCUUGAAGAGUUCGUUCCUCAGAAAACCUCGGCCUAUAUAAGUCAAAAUGAUCUGCAUAUUCCAGAGAUGACGGUGAGAGAAACAUUGGAUUUUUCAGCACGUUGUCAGGGGAUAGGGAGCCGUGCUGAAACCAUGGUGGAAGUCAGCAGAUGUGAGAAGCAAUCAGGGAUAGUCCCAGAUCCUGAUCUAGAUGCAUACAUGAAGGCAAUAUGAAUCAAGGCACAGAAAAGUAGCCUUCAAACAGAAUAUAUUUUGAAGAUUCUUGGACUUGAUAUCUGUGCUGAUAUGCUGGUUGGAGAUGCCAUGAGAAGGGGCAUAUCUGGUGGUCAAAAGAAGAGGCUAACGACAGGGGAAAUGAUUGUCGGGCCAACAAAAGCUUUGUUCAUGGAUGAAAUAUCCAAUGGCUUGGACAGUUCCACCACUUUGCAGAUAGUGUCCUGUCUUCAGCACUUGGUGCACUUUACUGAUGCUACAGCAUUGAUUUCACUUCUUCAACCUGCUCCUGAGACCUUUGAUCUUUUCAAUGACAUUAUUUUGAUGGCUGAAGGAAAGAUUGUGUAUCAUGGUCCACGAACUUGUAUUCUCCAAUUCUUUGAGGACUGUGGAUUUAGGUGUCCUGAGCGGAAAGCCGUUGCUGAUUUCUGUCAGGAGGUUAUCUCAAGGAAAGAUCAAGCAAACUAUUGGUCAAGCAGAGAAGUUCCUUAUAGCUAUGUUUCAGUUGACGAGUUUAUUAAAAAAUUCAGAGAAUGUAAUCUGGGCAUGAGGUUAGAUGAUGAGCUUUCAAAGCCAUUUGAUAAGUCUCAAAGCCAUAAGGACAGGAAGAACAGUUGUUUGCACAAUCCACCAACCAAACUUUUGUAUCUGUCUCAUCUGUGCUCUUUGGCAUGCUGUUCUGGCAGCAGGGGAAGACAAUAUUUGUCUUGCAUCAUGAACGUGGUCAGAGCAAGCACUGAGGACCUGCUCAACAUUUUUGGUGCAAUGAUCCUUUUAGUAUUCUUCUUUGGCAUAAACAACUGCUCCAAUGUUCUGCCCUUCGUUGCAACAGAGCGGACUGUUUUCUACCGAGAAAGAUUUGCAAGAAUGUACUCUCCAUGGGCAUAUUCUUUUGCACAGGUGCUAAUUGAGGUUCCAUACAUAUUCAUCCAAACAGUUGUUUGUGUGAUCAUCACAUAUCCUAUGUUUGGUUACCACUCAUCAGCCUACAAGAUAUUCUGGUCACUCUACAGUAUUUUCUGCACACUGCUUUCUUUCAGCUACCUUGGAAUGCUGCUGGUAUCAUUGACACCAACGAUUCAAAUAGCUGCCAUCCUAGCCUCAUCUUGCUACACGCUGCUGAAUUUGUUCUCCGGAUUCAUUAUACCAAAACCACGUAUUCCAGACUGGUGGAUUUGGCUGUAUUACUUAUUCCCCACAUCUUGGGCACUAAACGGCUUGUUCACUUCACAGUAUGGGGAUAUUAAGAAAGAAGUCUCAGUGUUUAAUGAAACCGAAACAGUUGCAGCUUUCAUAGAAGGUUUUCAUUACAAUAUCUUACCUGUUGUUGCUAUUGUUACUCUCAUUUUCCCCAUUGCUUUUGCUUCACUUUUUGCAUACUUCAUUGGAAGAGUGAUCUUCCAGAGAAGGUGAAUUAUGUAUCUGAAUAAUUCAAUACCACUACCAUUUAUAUGAAUGAUUAUAUUACAUAAUUAUUGCUUUGA
Carica papaya (papaya) is the source of this 2420-nucleotide messenger RNA. Lineage: Eukaryota; Viridiplantae; Streptophyta; Magnoliopsida; Brassicales; Caricaceae. The record is from RefSeq and is a predicted model, not a curated record.